ACUACAUUUCCCACAAUGCACUGAGGGGCGGGCUGGGACUGGCCAAGCGGCUGGAACCGGGCCUCCGCCACCACAGGCCGGUGAAAGCUGUCUUCCUGUGCCGGUGACCGGUUAAGGGUGAGCAGGAGAGAUCGGUUCAUCGGCUGUGGCCAUGUCUGUAUCCUCCAGGGGCGGUAGCCCCACGAAGUUGCACUCUCAGGCCAGGCACGGCUGGACACUCAUAUCCCCCCAGGGGUCUGGCAGAGGGCAGUGAGUGGCACCCUCCGUAGGUCCUGUGUUCCCCCAAGAAACAGGACAGCCCCAAAGAUGGCUGCUGACAUGCAGAGGAAAAGAAGCAGUGAAUGCCCUGAUGGCACAUUGGCUCCUUCUGAUGGCCAAAGUGUGGAGAGAGCUGAGAGCCCCACGCCAGGACUGACCCAGGGAACCGAGCCAGGUGCGGGGCAGGAGGGUGCCAUGUUUGUCCAUGCACGUUCCUAUGAAGACCUGACAGAGUCAGAAGACAGGGAAGCUUCUGGGGACAGCCCCAAAGAGUAUGCUGGAAGUCCCCCGCCACUGCCUACAGACAUGCGCCAGAUCAGCCAGGACUUCAGUGAGCUGAGUACCCAACUGACAGGGGUGGCCCGUGACCUGCAGGAGGAAAUGCUACCAGGAAGCUCAGAAGACUGGCAGGAGCCCCAGGGAGCAGCAGGACGACCAGCCACAGAGCCUUCUCAAGAGGGCACAACUGAAGGGGAUGAGGAGGACGCUACGGAGGCAUGGCGCCUCCACCAGAAGCAUGUGUUUGUACUGAGUGAGGCAGGGAAGCCUGUGUAUUCUCGCUAUGGGUCUGAGGAAGCACUUUCCAGCACCAUGGGUGUCAUGGUUGCUCUGGUGUCCUUCCUGGAGGCAGACAAGAAUGCCAUUCGCUCCAUCCAUGCAGAUGGCUACAAGGUAGUAUUCGUACGCCGGAGCCCUCUGGUGCUGGUGGCGGUGGCCCGCACGCGGCAGUCGGCCCAGGAGCUGGCCCAGGAGCUACUGUACAUCUACUACCAGAUCCUGAGCCUUCUAACUGGCGCGCAGCUGAGCCACAUCUUCCAGCAGAAGCAGAACUACGACCUGCGGCGCCUGCUGUCAGGCUCGGAGCGAAUCACCGAUAACCUGCUGCAGCUAAUGGCUCGAGACCCGAGUUUCCUGAUGGGCGCAGCGCGUUGCCUGCCCUUGGCAGCGGCAGUGAGGGACACGGUGAGUGCCAGCCUGCAGCAGGCUCGUGCUCGCAGCCUAGUCUUUUCUAUUCUGCUGGCCCGCAACCAGCUGGUGGCGCUGGUGCGCCGCAAGGACCAAUUCCUGCAUCCCAUCGACCUGCACCUGCUUUUCAACCUCAUUAGUUCCUCCUCAUCCUUCCGUGAGGGCGAGGCAUGGACCCCCGUGUGCUUGCCAAAGUUCAAUGCGGCCGGCUUCUUCCACGCGCACAUCUCUUACCUAGAACCUGAUACCGACCUCUGCCUGCUGCUGGUCUCCACUGACCGUGAAGACUUCUUUGCAGUCUCUGACUGCCGCCGCCGCUUCCAGGAACGCCUUCGAAAGCGGGGAGCCCACUUGGCCCUGCGGGAGGCUCUGCGCACACCUUACUACAGCGUUGCCCAAGUGGGCAUCCCUGACCUUCGUCACUUCCUCUAUAAGUCAAAGAGCUCAGGACUCUUCACCAGUCCUGAGAUCGAGGCCCCAUACACCAGUGAAGAGGAGCAGGAGCGGCUGCUGGGCCUCUACCAGUACCUGCACAGCCGCGCUCACAAUGCCUCUCGCCCACUCAAGACCAUCUACUAUACAGGCCCCAAUGAGAACCUCCUAGCCUGGGUGACAGGUGCCUUUGAGCUCUACAUGUGCUACAGUCCACUGGGAACCAAGGCAUCAGCUGUCAGUGCCAUCCAUAAGCUGAUGCGCUGGAUCCGUAAAGAGGAAGACCGGCUCUUCAUCCUCACACCCCUCACCUAUUGAUGGAAGUGGGAAGGCACACUGGGCGUGGGAAGCCAUGAGAGCCUCCAGGUGAGGCUGGCUUCUCCUGCCCAGCCAGCAGGCAGGGACUGUGGGUUGGUGCGUGCAUUAAAGUGCUUUGAGAAAGACA
This is a messenger RNA of Alexandromys fortis (reed vole), 2101 nucleotides long. It is a transcript of the gene Mon1a, whose product is annotated as MON1 homolog A, secretory trafficking associated. Gene Ontology annotation, cellular component: Mon1-Ccz1 complex. The record is from RefSeq and is a predicted model, not a curated record. Lineage: Eukaryota; Metazoa; Chordata; Mammalia; Rodentia; Cricetidae. The coding region runs from base 307 to 1974 and encodes 555 amino acids. Gene Ontology annotation, biological process: protein targeting to vacuole; protein secretion; vesicle-mediated transport. The transcript is spliced from 6 exons.